This is a messenger RNA of Physcomitrium patens, 1773 nucleotides long. RefSeq names its product developmentally-regulated G protein 2. Gene Ontology annotation, molecular function: GTPase activity; GTP binding. The record is from RefSeq and is a predicted model, not a curated record. Lineage: Eukaryota; Viridiplantae; Streptophyta; Bryopsida; Funariales; Funariaceae.
GGCGGAUACCAGUGAGCUCCAAACCCUAAUUCUGCGAUUCAAGGACUGUGAGCUCUCAUCGGUCUGUAGAAGGGCUUUUUCUAUCCCACCAUCGCCAGCCCCGCCAUGGACUCAUCUUGUUGACCGAAUCGACCUGAAUGUACAAGGAACAGCCCGAAUCACAUAGGUUUAAUUCCUUUGGGGAGAUAAGCCCGUCAGGAUGGGGAUCGUCGAGAGGAUUAAGGAAAUUGAGUUCGAGAUGGCUCGAACUCAGAAGAACAAAGCCACCGAGUAUCAUCUGGGUCAGCUGAAAGCAAAAAUCGCCAAGCUUAGGACUCAGUUGCUGGAGCCACCGAAGGGUUCUAGUGCAGCUGGAGACGGGUUUGAGGUUACAAAAUUCGGCCACGGUCGCGUUGCUCUUAUUGGUUUUCCAAGUGUGGGAAAGUCAACUCUGUUGACUCUGCUAACGGGCACACAAUCUGAAGCUGCUGCAUAUGAGUUUACGACGCUGACUUGUAUUCCUGGCAUUAUCCAUUAUAAUGAUGCUAAGAUUCAGCUUCUGGAUCUUCCUGGUAUUAUCGAAGGUGCUUCUGAGGGAAAAGGCCGUGGACGGCAGGUUAUUGCUGUGGCAAAAUCUUCUGAUGUUGUAUUGAUGGUUCUUGAUGCGUCUAAGAGUGAAGGCCACAGGCAGAUUCUGACGAGGGAAUUAGAAGCUGUAGGACUACGACUCAAUAAGAAGCCUCCACAGAUCUACUUUAAGAGGAAAAAAACUGGAGGAAUCUCCUUCAACAGUACUAUGCAAUUGACACACGUGGAUGAGAAGCUCUGCUAUCAAAUUUUACACGAAUACAAAAUUCAUAAUGCUGAGGUACUAUUUAGGGAAGAUGCGACAGUGGAUGAUUUGAUUGAUGUGAUUGAAGGAAAUCGAAAGUACAUCAAGUGUGUGUACGUGUACAACAAGAUCGAUGUUAUUGGUAUCGACGAUGUUGAUCACCUAUCUCGUCAACCUAAUUCUAUCGUCAUCAGUUGUAAUCUUCAGCUCAACCUCGAUAGAUUACUGGCUAGAAUGUGGGAUGAAAUGGGACUUGUCCGUGUAUAUACUAAACCUCAAGGUCAACAACCCGAUUUCUCAGAACCUGUGGUUUUGUCUACUGAUAGAGGAGGCUGCUCUGUGGAAGAUUUCUGUAAUCACAUCCAUCGCAGUUUAUUGAGGGAUAUCAAGUAUGUGCUGGUGUGGGGCACAAGCGCUAAGCAUUAUCCACAACGAUGUGGCACACAACACAUCCUUCAGGACGAAGACGUUGUUCAGAUUGUGAAGAAAAAGGAAAAGGAAGAAGAUGGUGGAAGAGGCCGUUUCAAGUCGCACACAACUGGUCCUGUGCGAAUUGCUGAUAGAGAGAAGAAGGCUCCCCUUAAACAGUAAUAAUCGAGGUUAUAUUAUUUAGUAGGCUUGAAGACAGCAUUUUCCUCUUUGGAACCAAAUUCUAUGCCUUCAAUGUUCAGUAUGGCUGCAGUCAUCAGGGCAGGCUUUGCCAAGGGAAGUGAUGAGCCAUACGUGACUGUCUUCAUAUGAUCGAUGGUUGUCAGUGAAAUUCUAGAAUAUGAAGUUUCUAUUCCGUGCGCAGAAAGUCGAUUUGGAGUAAUGAUGGCUUCUGUGUAAAUCCGUAUUAACUUGCUGCUUGUUCGUGUUAAGCGUCUUAUUAGAGAUUAGGCAAAUGCACCACGUUUUGUGUUUCUAUGCUAUUAUACCAUAUUGACCAUGAAUAUGACAAUCAUUGGUAUGUUAUGCCUGUA